Molecule: messenger RNA, 1356 nt
Organism: Opisthorchis viverrini
Lineage: Eukaryota; Metazoa; Platyhelminthes; Trematoda; Opisthorchiida; Opisthorchiidae
Exons: 5
Molecular function (GO): protein binding
Source: RefSeq, a predicted model, not a curated record
CAACCUCCGAUAGACACAAAAGCGAUUUCCGGGGAGUCAGUGCUAUUCUUCUGCCGAGCCGAGGGGAACCCAACACCAAGAAUAUUGUUUCGGUGGAAUGACCAAGAGUUGGUGCACAGUCGACCUGGUCUACAGUUAAAAAUGAUCUCGCCUGAUAGUCUUUCUCUGCGGGCCAAACUGGAAAUGGAACAUAAUGGGGAUACGGUCACGUGUUUUGCACAGAAUCAGGUUGGGUCGGAUGGGGUCAGUGCACAAAUCACCGUGUACAGUGCCAAUGAAACUCCCCCGCGAGGAUUCCCCAAAGUUCAUCAGGAUCCCUCAGCAACCAUCAGCCAAGUCGGUUCCUCCGCACAACUACAGUGCGAUGUUUCGGCUGAUCCAAGACCAACUGUUUCGUGGAUAAAAGAUCAAUUCUACCCGGUUGACUUGUCAGCCAGUCGAUUUCGACUAGUCAAUUCCGGCUCGCUCGUCAUUGACACCCUUCUGGAAACAGACUCUGGUUCAUACGAAUGUAUGGCACAAAAUGCUGUCGGUACGGUUCUGAGCAAUGCUGGUCACCUGCAUGUUCGACGUAUUCAGUUCCCUCCGAAUAUAAACGAAAUACCCGAGAAAGUUGACGUUGCUCCAGGACAAGGGACAAAUCUGACAUGCCGGGCAGGUGGCUUUCCGGUCCCCAUGGUCUGGUGGUCAACUCUGGGCAGCCCAGCUGGUCCUAGUAAUGUUGGCCCGGUUAUACGUGCUGAACGUCCGCUUACCGAACCACAGCCACAUGAGGCCACACUGCGAUUGACUGAUAUAACGGAGUCUUACGAUUACAACUGCAUAGCCAAGAAUGAUCUUGGUCUUGUUCGACGUAACGUCAGUGUGGUCGUAAAAGUUGGCCUUGACGAACUUUCUUCCAAGACUCAGGAGCUGAUGUACUUGGGACGAUCGCGCUCUGUAACGCUGCUUUAUGAAUUCUGUACUGUACUGAGGAAAACCGUUUUGCCGUGCCUCAUUUUUACGCACCCAGAACUUCCUGCAGCACCAACAGGCUUGGACGCUCGACCUAUCGGAGCCACUUACGCGGUGCUCUUAUGGCAUAAAAGCACAUCACCGUCAGUCGAUUCUUACACUCUCAGUGUUGAGGCCAAAGAUCACGAUUUGGGCAAACUUGGUCGUCGUCAGGUAGCCAACAUCGUCCAAAGCGCAGGCCUAGAUCACGCUGGUUCACUGGCAACUAGCAGUGAAUACGUGUCGUACAAUUUGUCCGACCUUACACCGUAUACAGAAUACGUUGCACGCGUUCAUUCGGUCAGCCGAUCCUCUGGCCUCUCGCUCCCAAGUAAACCCGUCAGCUUCAGGACAGCCGAACUG